Molecule: messenger RNA, 3553 nt
Organism: Oenanthe melanoleuca
Lineage: Eukaryota; Metazoa; Chordata; Aves; Passeriformes; Muscicapidae
Gene: RNF4
Product: ring finger protein 4
Exons: 8
Coding region: 363-947 (194 amino acids)
Biological process (GO): positive regulation of transcription by RNA polymerase II
Molecular function (GO): zinc ion binding; transcription factor binding
Source: RefSeq, a predicted model, not a curated record
CGGCUGGGCCGGCGCCGCCUGCGCUCUGGCCUGAGGACGGUGUCCCAGCCGCUCCCCCGGGUGCGGCCCUGUCUGAGGGGCUCCCCCGCAUUCCCCGCCGAGAGCCGCGUGCCGGGUCCGCUCUCCCGGGCCCGGCCGGGUGUUCCGGGCCGGCUCCGCCGCCUCUGCCCUGCCCUGCCCUGACCGGCGGGCGGCCGCAGCGCCGAGGUUUGGAAGAACUUUGUCCUCUGACCUUCAGAAACCUGGAGUUUUUAUCAGUGAGCUACCUAAAGGAAUCUAAGGAAAUCAUAGCUGUAGCUUUCUUGCCAUUACUUUUUUGGUGUUUGUACCUCUUUUUCAGUGGUUUUAGAUCAAGAAACACUAUGAGCACAACUCAACGGAAGCGCCGUGGAGGAACAGUUCAUUCUAGGCAAGCUCGAAAAAGAAGCAGGCUCAUGGCUUCAACUGCUGAAAUGGCUUCAGAAGCAGAGCCAAUAGAACUUGAAGAAAGUGCUGGUGAAGAAGUAGUAGAUCUCACAUGUGAAUCUUCUGAUCCUGUAGUUGUUGAUCUAACUCACAAUGAUUCUGUUGUGAUUGUUGAAGAGAACCAGCGACAAAGGAGAAAUCUGAGGCUAAGAAGCCAGCGGCAGUCAGACAGCUGUGUACUGAGCAGUGAUGAUGAAGAUGAAACAAGAGAUAGCGAUGUGUAUGUGGCUGAUAAAGCAUCUCGAGAACUGGGACCGCUGGAGGAGGAAACUGCAAGUUCAAAGCCGUCUGGUACUGUUAGCUGUCCAAUUUGCAUGGAUGUCUACUCAGAGAUUGUACAAAGUGGACGUCUGAUUGUGUCAACAAAAUGUGGCCAUGUCUUCUGCAGUCAGUGCCUCCGUGAUUCUCUUAGGAAUGCCAACUCUUGCCCAACCUGCAGGAAAAAACUCACUCACAGACAGUAUCAUCCCAUUUAUAUAUGAGUACUUUUAUUUCUCAGGACAGACUCAACUGGAUUUUGGGGGAAAUGUUAUAUUUUCAGCUCUCUGAAGAUUUAAAGAGCAGCAGGUUGUGUGCAAAUCCAAAUAAAACUGGUUUUUUUGGAGACCAACUUGAACGUAUCUAGACAGCUUUUUUAUGGUCCAAGUUGCUUCUUGUUAUGUUCCUGGUUAUCAUGCUACAUUGAUGACUGUGUUUAAACUAGACCAGCAACCUAGACCAGGAAGGAAGCAGUUAAUCUAUUUCCUUCUACUUUUUUUAAUCCUUAAAUAAGGGAGUGUGAAUAUUUUGUUCUUUCUUACUCUAUGAAUUAUUCCCACCUUCACAUACAGGUAUGGAAUAGUUUCCUUUCAGAAGACAGAUUAGCAACUUAAAAUUUCAUUACACCUUUUGUUUUUCAUCCUGUAAGAAGCUCAUGGCUCUUGCUUUCUUGCAUAUCAUCUUUGCCCAAGUAGAGUGAGUUCUGUACUGAUGGGUUGCUUUUUCAUAAAUCAGUCUUAAAUUGACAACAAAGAGUAUGCAAUAAUGGAACCUGCUGUUAACCAGUAAUCAAGUAUUUUGAGCAGAAGAUUUGAACGUGCAGAUGAUUUUAUGAACUCCAUGAGAUCCCAAGUACAUAGAAACACAAAGCAGCACGUACAACUUGGAAAUAAUUCCUGAUUGUUUCAAUUGCCAAGAAUUCUUGUAUUCUAAACCCAACACUGAAUUUAUUUUCUAAUGUGAUGAGAUGGUCUCUUGGGUUUACUUGUGCUGUAACACUCUCUCCUAAUAAAUGUCAAGAAUAGAGUCUUCUCUAGGCUUUCUAGUAAUGAACAAGAAGCAAAUUCAUCUGUAUGCUGAAUUUGCUACAGAUCUUCUUACUGUAUCAGCUGUUCCCAGUGUAAAGCUUUAAGUUCAGUGUGUUCACUUGGCUGUUCUUGCUGGUUGUUACCAUGAUACCUGAUUGGAUUGAGCCUGGUGAAUAGGAUUGAAAAUUAAACAACUCUACUGCCAUUACUGAGUGGAGGCUUUAAACUUUUCUCUAACAGGCUGUGAACUCUGCUACCAAACACUUUUUCAUCCCCUUUUGCCCUGAGAGUGGUCCAGUCUUCUUUAAAUGCAGUUUUAAAAAAUAAGUCAGUUGCAUCUCCUAGGAAAGACAAUUUCUCUAGUUGAAAAGGCAGGAAUACACCAGUUUAUGCACUCUUACCCAGUCACCUUUUUCCCCAGGACUGAGCUCUAAAUGUCUGUUUUGAACUUUGAACAGACUAAAAUGUCUGAGCUGAUCCGGAAUCCAGGGUGAGUGAUCUGGAAUCCAGGGUGAGCUGAUACAAACAGCUUCAUGUAGACAAGAUGAUUAAAAUCAGUGGUUUUUGAUCCACAGGUGCGGUAGGUGCAUGUAUGAAAACUUCCAGAAUUAAAGUUGGCCACCUCUUGGCAGUUGGUUGCUUAUAGAAACCACCAUAAGAACCUGUGCUGCCCUGAUGCAGCACAACUGAAGGAUGUGUUUAGUUAAUAUAGGUAUCGCAGGUGUCCUUGGGAUCUGUAGGAAGCCUUUAAUUAAAGAAGCUCUUCUAAAUUAGCUGUCUCAAGCUGCCUUGCAACCCAAAGGAAAGUUGACUUUUUAUUUUUUUUUAAAUUAUGUUUCUGGAUAUAGUAAAAGAGAGUUUUGUUACAUAAAGGCUGCCUCAAGAAAUGCAGUACCUUCCCCACCCUGGUUUGGACUGGCUUUGGUUCAGUGUUAGCAGGAAUAUGCUGUGUCUCUAUUGUGGCAAUAGGGUGAUUCCUUCAAAGUUACACACAGGUAGUUCCUGUGGGCUCCCAUGGGUAAGAUGAGCAUGGGUAAGCAAGGACUAUGGCUGUCUCAGGAUGCUGCGGUGGCAGUGAUGGCUGCAUUUGUGUCCCAAAAAGCAGAGUUGGUGCUUAAAUAUUAAUUGUGUGAAGAGAAGCAGCCCAACAUUAAAACUGUAGAGACCCAUAGAGGUCACAGAAACUACUUUGUCCCAGUAGCUUAACAAAGAAACAGUAAAUUACAGCUGAUUUUCCUGGGGUGGCUGCUGUGUGGAAGGAUUGAUCAGAAGAGGAUUUAAGGGAUUACUACUGAGGAUGAGGGUGAGUCACUUAACCAUGCAUCUUUCACAGUCUACUAGCUGUAGCCUAAAUGAUUUUGCACAACUUCCUCCAUGUAAAUACCACUUUAGUGUCUCAGUAAAUAGAUCUAAUUGAAACUUAGAUAUCAUAAACUAUAACAAAAAGUUUUUAGCUUUUGUGUACCCUGUGAAGUGCCACAAAUUCUGUGCAUCUCAAAACAGAUAUUAUGUCUCAGUACAUGGGAAAAAAUUGGAAAUUCAUUACAUGCUUUUUUCUUCAAGGGAAAAGAAGUCUGAUGUAUUUCAGUUCCAGCAAUAUUUCACAUUGGCAAGAACUCAUAGAAAAUGAAAAAAUCUUUAUAUUAUGUAGAUGUCUGUCUUGUUGUAUAUAGUUGAAUUUUUCCUGUAUUUAAUUGUAUUCAAGUCUUCUGUCUGCCCAUCUAUGUUGAACUCUGCUGGUAGGCAUAGGGUUCUCUUAACACGUGAAAAUAAAACAAUUGGAUUGUUCAAUCACAAGUGCU